Etheostoma cragini (Arkansas darter) is the source of this 737-nucleotide messenger RNA. It is a transcript of the gene aamdc, whose product is annotated as adipogenesis associated, Mth938 domain containing. NCBI's taxonomy places the organism in Eukaryota, Metazoa, Chordata, Actinopteri, Perciformes, Percidae. The transcript is spliced from 3 exons. Bases 54 to 422 code for a protein of 122 amino acids. Gene Ontology annotation, biological process: positive regulation of fat cell differentiation. Gene Ontology annotation, cellular component: cytoplasm. The record is from RefSeq and is a predicted model, not a curated record.
AGCCACCGUCUACUGCUGUCUCUUGUCUUACAGAAGGUGGGCGUGUGUGCAACAUGACGUCUCCGGAGAUCGCCUCUCUGUCCUGGGGCCACAUGACCGUGAAGGGGUGCUCCUCCAGCUACAAGGACUGUAAGGUCUGGCCUGGAGGCAGCCGGGCCUGGGACUGGAGAGAGACCGGGACCAACCAUACCCCGGGAGUUCAGCCUGCAGACCUGGACGAGGUGCUGAAGAAGGGAAUCGACUUGCUGGUCAUCGGCAGAGGGAUGAGCGAAGCUCUGCAGGUCCCGUCCUCCACUCUGGACUUUGUGAUGCAGAAAGGUGUUGACGUCAGAGUCUUGCAGACGGAGAAGGCCGUCGCUGAAUACAACAAACUGGCCGGCCAGGGCGCCAAGGUGGGGGGGGUCUUCCACUCCACCUGUUGAUUAUGUAACGUUCGCACAGACGGAGAUGACACACACACACAGGAUGUAAUGUAGAGCUGCUAUCUGGAACUGGACCUGGGCUUAGAGACAGUCGGGAUUGGUUUUAAGGAAUAAAAACAACCCACAGCAUUUUAACCCACUGCAGACAUGUUAACUCGUGCAUCCAGAUGCUCUGGCAAUGCGAGACUAGAGUAAGAUUAAAUCGUCCUAAUGUCCAGUUUAUUGUUGUACAAUUUCAAAUGUUACUUUAGAUAAAAUUGGAAAACAUUUCAUUUUAGUGGGCACUUUUGGGAAAUUUCGCUGAUACUGCCGUGC